Molecule: messenger RNA, 690 nt
Organism: Triticum dicoccoides
Lineage: Eukaryota; Viridiplantae; Streptophyta; Magnoliopsida; Poales; Poaceae
Exons: 1
Coding region: 191-523 (110 amino acids)
Source: RefSeq, a predicted model, not a curated record
GGGCUCCUUGAUUCCCGCUAUGGCUUCCGCCUCCCACGCCCACUAUUUGUUCCGGCGCGGAAACACGGGACGGCUAACUUGACCUGCUCUGCUCCGUCAAUCAACCACACAACCAAACCAAGAAGACCCACGCUUUCUCCUCGCCCGCUUCUCCCACGACCACCCCUCUCCAGGCUCCGGCCAUCCGUCGAUGCAACCGGCGCAGCCUUCGUGUGGCAGCCGGAGAGAAGGGAGAGGAGCCCCUGCCCGGGCGGCGCCACUCCCACGCUGCAACCACCACCGGCUGCUCGUGCUCGUCGUCAUCGUCUACCUGGUAGGCGGCAGCGACGUUCUUCUUCUAGCCGCUGCGGCGCCGGCCCGCCGUCUGGGAGCAGCGGAAUCCGUGGCGUACGACGUCGGCUCACGGCCGGUACCGGAAGUGGUUGCUGCGGCGAGCUCGCCGUCGUCGACGCCUGCCGCCGUGGGGUUCGCCGAUGACAAGCGGCCGGUCCCGAGCUGCCCCGACGCCCUCCACAACAGGUAGGAUCGAUACGAUAGUUCAAAAUAGCUAGACAGAACCUAGAGACCACGGUACGGCAAGAGCCAUGUUUUGACUUGCCGGCGCACAAUAAUGUCUCGAUUUGUACAGAUUCAUCUUGUUCUUGUUCUUAUAGGACUAUAUACUAUGGUUCUGAGUAGUUACUGGAUUCA